AUGGCGGAUGAAGUCGCUGCUCAGCAGCAAAGGUCUGGCAAGCCAUGGAGCGGUACCAACAAAAUCCCAAACAUCAAGGAGUUCGUGAGCAACCUCGAUAGGGAGAAGGCCCAAAGAGACAAGGCUCUUGAGGCCGGUGACACUCCGUCUCAGGGAUAUUCUACGGAGGUGACACCACACCAGAAUGAAAAACCAAAGAAAGAAGGCAAGACGGUCACAGACCCAGUGACGGGGAACCAAGUGGUUAUCGCAGAUGUCGGCAAGCAAUACAUGACACGGGCUGAUAACCCAACGCUCUCCAUUCCCAACGCCAACCUGGGAAAGCCAACCCCCGUUCAAACAGAUCAUUCUCAGACAGGGGCAGAGUAUAAAGAGAAGCAAGACAUCACAGCUCCCCCAGACCCCAUCGCCGAGGGAAGCACGUCAGACGUGCCUAUCCAUGGUGAAAAGACCAACAUCUUAUUCCAUCCCACGCCGUCAGUCAGCUACGAGCCCAUGUUUGUCAUGCUCGAACAGCGUGCUGGUGGUCUUUGUAUCGCAAUCUUGAUUUCGGUCGUCAUCGUAGGCAAGAUGUUUGGUGGCGCUCUCAAAGGCUUGGUUCCACUUGGCAUGGUGCUCGCGUCUGGCGUCUGGCUCUGGAUGAAAGAGGUUGUUAGAAGCGGCCGUGAGGUUGAAUGGAGCUCUGAACAGGCGAGAGGCGAGACGGCAACUGCGAACCUCCUUCCAGAGUCGGUUGAAUGGAUGAACACCUUUUUGAGUAUCGUCUGGGGCUUGAUCAAUCCAGACAUGUUUGCAGCAGUGGCAGACACACUCGAAGAUGUCAUGCAGGCCUCCGUACCCGGGGUGAUCAACAAUGUCAGGGUGGCCGAGAUCGAUCAAGGAAGCAACCCCAUCCGGAUCCUGAGUCUGCGGGCAUUACCGGAUUCCAGAGUGGAAGAUCUCAAACAGAGCAUUCACGAGGAGAACAAGAAGACCAAAGAUCCACAAGAAGCAGCUGCUGAUGAAGAGGGUGGUGAUUAUUACAACCUCGAAGUUGCCUUUGCUUACCAUGCCAAACCCACCGGAGGAUCAGCCGCUGCGAGGGCGAGAAAUAUGCAUAUGAAUUUGGUCUUCUACCUUGGCAUCAAAGGUCUCAUUGGAGUGCCUCUCCCGAUUUGGGUAGAAUUGCAAGAGCUCGUUGGGACCAUUCGGUUGAGGCUGCAGAUGACUCCAGAACCACCAUUCGCCAAAAGCCUGACCUUCACCCUCAUGGGCGUUCCUCAUGUCCAGGCAGGAUGCAUUCCAAUGGUUAAGCGUGGGGUUAAUCUCCUCAACUUGCCAUUGAUUUCGAAUUUCGUCAAUUAUGCAGUGGCGGCCGCUGCCAGCCUUUAUGUCGCUCCGAAAUCGAUGCAGCUAGAUCUGAAAUCCAUGCUACAGGGCGAUGACAUUACAAAAGACACUCAAGCGAUUGGUGUCAUGUGGGUUCGCAUCCACCGUGCCGACGGCCUUAGCAAACAAGAUCGCCGUGGCAGCAAAUAUGGUGGAAGUGACCCCUAUAUCAACCUUUCCUUUUCCAAAUACGGGAAGCCCAUGUAUUGCACUCGUGUCAUCACCGAUGAUCUCUAUCCAGUCUGGGAAGAGACCGCUGCACUAUUGGUCACACCAGAACUGAUCAAGGCGGACGAACAACUCAGUGUAGAAUUGUGGGACUCGGACCGCAACUCCGCUGACGACAUGGUGGGUAAAGUCGAACUGUCCAUGCAAAAAAUGAUCAAGCAUCCAGGCAAGAUGUAUCCUCAAAUCUCCAAACUGGCCGGUGUCCAAGAGGGCAGUGAAAUGCCCGGUGAGCUUCAUUGGGAGGUUGGAUACUUUGGCAAGCCCAAGUUCCGUCCAGCACUCCGCACCGACGGGAAGAACAAGGCACUUCCGAAGGGACUUCAGGACGAUGAGCAGUUCCAAGACGAGAAGGGCACUCUGGACACUGCAGAUUCCGAUGCUGUUGCUCACACACCGCCUGAUCCGCUGUGGCCCAGUGGUAUUUGUAGUGUGAUCGUCCACCAGAUCGUCAAUUUGGAGCUCGAGAACAUCAAAGGCAGCAACGGAAAUCGGAAGGGCCGAGAGUUCGAACCCGCCAAAGCAUAUGGAGAGGCCACCGAGGAAGAAUCAAACAAACUGCCCACCUCUUACUGCACCAUCCUCUUCAACGACGGUCUGGUCUAUCGAACUCGUGCAAAGGCUGUUAGCAGCAAGCCGAUCUUUAAUGCUGGCACUGAACGGUUUAUGCGUGAUUGGAGGUCUGGUCUGGUCACCGUAACUGUGCGGGAUCAACGCAAUCGCGAGCAUGAUCCCGUCUUGGGUGUUGUCCCAUUACGGUUGUCGGAGAUACUCACUACCAGCUCGCAAGUCACCCGCUGGUACCCGCUUGAUGGAGGCAUCGGGUUCGGUCGGAUCAGAAUUUCCCUUCUGUUCCGAAGCAUUGAAACUCGACUUCCACCCAAUAUGCUCGGAUGGGACGUUGGCACGUUUGAAUUCCUGUCCGAUCAAAUUGUCACCAAGGGUUGGACUGAGAACACCAAGCUGAAACUUCGCACUGGUGGCAGCAGUGGGAAAAUCCCUCGAACACAGUGCCACAAGAGCGAGGACGGCGAGGGUGUCUAUUGGGACGUCUCCGCCGAGAAACACCAACAUAAGCGACUGCCGGUCAAGCAUCGUUACCGGUCUCCGGUCAUCUUCGAGUUUCAUGUCAGUGGGAAACGCGGGGCGGCUGCGUUCGCCUCGAUCUGGCUGCAAAACCUGAUUGACAACGAAGAAACUCCAUUUGACAUCCCAAUAUGGAAAACGAAGAACGGGGCGCGUCUGCUCCAGAACUACAUCACGGAGGAGAAUUACAAAGCUUUUACCGACAAAGGACUUGAUGAUUUGGAAGAGGUGGGACGGUUACAGUUCCGUGGUCGAUUCAAGGCUGGAAUGGAUGAAUCUCACCGUGAUUUCGUGGUGGACAAUGACACGCGGGAAACGUAUGAGACAUUCGAGGCAUGCUUGACUGAAGGGGUCCGAGCACGUGUGGUGGAAGCCGAAGUGCCUGAUGCGAUUCAGGAGUUGCACGACGCCUCAUUGACGGAAGGUCGUGAUGUGCUUCAUCACCAGGUGGACGAAAAAGAGAGGAAGAAGUGGCUCAGUAAAUCCGGGGAAGACUGGUCUGGGGCAUUCAGUCACGAUCCGCGGGCUUACACGAACAAGAAGUGGGAGAAGAUUGCAGAGCCCGGAAGGGAUGAGCCGCCGCACGAUCCUUACAACCCAUCAAGCGAUGAUGAUGAUGACGACGAUGCGGCGGUUAACACCAGCUCGGAAUCGGAUCUGGGCAUCACUGACGCUUCCAAUGCACCUGAAGGCGGAUUCCAGCGGCAGCGUCAGAGCGUCUCUUCGGGUGGACGACCCAGUGGGGAUACGUUGGACACGACAGAUACCCAUGACACAACCGCAACUGGAGAUUCAGGCAAUUCAGUGCAACCAGUGGCGGCCAAAGACGCAAAGUUCGACCGGAAGGCUGGCAAACGUGCUGAAGAACGCAAACACCGUGGUCUGUCCCAGUGGAUGCCUGCUCGCAAUGUCAAAUUCGCCCAGAGCCAGGCCAAGAUUGGUGUUUCUCGGAUCAAGAAGAGAUUUACUGGCAGCCUUGGUGGGCGAGAGCCUGGUGUUGAGACCGAGGCUGCGUGA
Exophiala aquamarina CBS 119918 is the source of this 3696-nucleotide messenger RNA. RefSeq lists its product as uncharacterized. The transcript is spliced from 4 exons. The coding region runs from base 1 to 3696 and encodes 1231 amino acids. The record is from RefSeq and is a predicted model, not a curated record. Gene Ontology annotation, molecular function: lipid binding. NCBI's taxonomy places the organism in Eukaryota, Fungi, Ascomycota, Eurotiomycetes, Chaetothyriales, Herpotrichiellaceae.